AUGGUCUGCGCCGUGGAGCGAGCCGUCGCACAGCUUCCUUCCGAAGUAAGAGACGAAGCUCGCACCCGCGCUAUCGGUGUUCUGUCCAAGUGGCGGACACGCGACCCUCAAGCCCGGCCUUCACCGGCUGAGAAAGACGUCGUCAAGGGCCUCCGAAACAACCUCUCCAUUGCCAUACUUCCUGCGGACAAGGGAAAUGCCGUCGUAAUACUCAACAGAAGUGAGUACGAUCAGAAGAUGGCGGAUUUGCUUUUGGACGGGGAUACUUACGUAACCAUACAAAAAGAUCCCACGGCAAGCCUUCAAACGAAACUGCAGAAGCUACUCUCCAAUAUUUUUAAGUUCGUGCCGCCGCAGCACAAGCACCUUUACUAUCGCCUCCUGUGUACCAAUGGGUCUGCACCUGCAAUUUACGGCCUGCCCAAAGUACACAAGCCAGGCGUUCCGCUGCGGCCCAUCGUCGACUUCACAAGGUCGCCGCUGCACCGACUUUCGGGUUACCUACACCAAGUGUUGGGCCCACUCGCCGGAAAAACAGCAACGCACAUUGCCAAUUCGUCAGCUUUCGUGGAAAAAGUGCGCGACAUUUCCCUGGAUGAAGAAGACGUGAUGGUAUCCUUCGACGUCAGAGCGCUCUUCACUUCCGUGCCUGUCGACUUGGCCGUAGCGGCGUGCACGAAGGUCCUGCUGGCGGACGAAACGCUCGCAGAGCGCACACCUUUAGAGGUACAGGACGUCUGCGAGCUGCUAGAAUUUUGCCUAAGCAACACGUAUUUCACCUACCGCAAGCAGUGUUAUAAGCAGAUCCACGGAACUGCCAUGGGGGCUUCCAACUCCGUUACUACGGCCAGUUUGGUCAUGGAGCUAGUUGAACAGAAGGCCCUUGCCGACUUCGCUCCCGCGCCCAAGAUAUUCGUCCGCUACGUGGACGACUGCUUCUGA
Molecule: messenger RNA, 942 nt
Organism: Dermacentor silvarum
Lineage: Eukaryota; Metazoa; Arthropoda; Arachnida; Ixodida; Ixodidae
Exons: 1
Coding region: 1-942 (313 amino acids)
Source: RefSeq, a predicted model, not a curated record